Molecule: messenger RNA, 899 nt
Organism: Bufo gargarizans (Asiatic toad)
Lineage: Eukaryota; Metazoa; Chordata; Amphibia; Anura; Bufonidae
Gene: OIP5
Product: Opa interacting protein 5
Exons: 4
Coding region: 358-882 (174 amino acids)
Source: RefSeq, a predicted model, not a curated record
CGCGUGUUUCCUGAGGAGCUGGGUCUGUUUGGGCGUCUGACUCAGUACGAAGUGCGUCUGUCAAGGUUCUCUCAGACUUACAGUCAGUACGAAGUGAGUCUGUGUCAAGGUUCUUACAGUCAAUACGGAGUGCGUCUGUCUGUCUGUCUGUCAAGGUUCUCUCAGACUUACAGUCAAUACGAAGUACGUCUGUCUGUCUGUCAAGGUUCUCUCAGACUUACAGUCAAUACGGAGUGCGUCUGUCUGUCAAGGUUCUCUCAGACUUACAGUCAAUACGAAAAACUGCUGGACGGAUUACAAGAUAAAAGAGCACAGCCUAAUCCAGGUUUUUCUGAUCGUUUUCCUCUCUUCCAAGGCAUGGCGGGGUCUUCUUCAUUGUUGUUUCCCGACAUUAGAUCUGUCUUUAUGUGCAAAGUGUGCAACACAAUACUGACAGAAGGACGCAAAGUGUGCGACUCCAGUGAAGUGUUGGACCUGAUAGCGUUCCUGUCGGUUACUAAACAAGUACAGAAGGUAGUGCCGAUACGAUAUGAUGUAAGCCCAAGUCUGGAAGGUUGCGUUUAUAUCUACCUGAAAUGCGGAGUUUGCACAGCUAAAGUCGGCGUUCUUCUGAUUUGUGCAGUUGCAGAAGUCGCUCACCUAAGAAAUUUGUAUUGUCUCUUUAAAAAAUCCAUUCUGUGCUAUUCCAUGAAAACAAAAAAACUGCUGGAAGGAAGCCGGUUUUAUUUUAACGCUGGAAAUUGUGUGCGACAUCUUGAAGAACUGGAGAAGACGACGUUUGACACCUUCAGAUGUAUCCAGCAGUUUGCUGACACCGUACAGCUCCACAUACCAUUGCCUCUUGCUGAAGCGGAGUUAAAGAAAACCAAGGCUGUGAAAUAAAACAUUUUGGACCAUGA